AUGGAAAGAAAGAAGGGUCACGAUUGUGCAGAUGGUUGGAGCGAUCCUACUAGAAAAACUUUGAUUAAUUUCAUUGCUACUUCUGGAAGUGGUCCUAUAUUUCUCAAGGGUGUGAACUGUUUUGGAGAAGUGAAAGAUAGAUUCUUCAUCUCUGGUCUCUGGUCUUAUGAAGGAGUUGCCGAUACACGUUUUGCUUCUAUCAUUGUGAUGGUUAAGAGACUGAAGAUCAUCAAAAGAGGUCUUGAAGCUAUGGUCAUAAGUGAGGAGUGGUCUACUUACAGAGAAGCUGAUGUGGGGAAAGCAACACUACAAGAAAACAUAAUCUUAACGAGGGCGGUUUUCCUCGUGAUGGCUGGAGGUCAGAGCAACACGUCUGGAGAUUCGAGGGGAUCAUCGUCUGGUCGUCGACCCUCAAGAGGUGCUGGAAGAUUUUUUGAUGUUCCUAAGAAAUGUUGGUGUGGUGAGGUAAAGGUGACGUUGACGUCCAAUUCCGACCAGAAUCCAUACCGAAGAUACUUGCGAUGUUCAUUUGCAGCAGAGAAUAAGCUUCAAAAUGAUAAUCAUAUCUUUAAGUGGGUGGAUGAGGCUUUAUUGAACGAGGUUGAUACACUUUUACUUAAAAAUGCAAGACUUGAAGAAGUGAUUAAUGAGAUGGCAUCAAAGAGUGUCUUUGAGAGGACUGAAACAGAGAUAAUGGCGAGGGUUGAAGAUGCAUUGGCUGCAGCAAAUGCAAAGAUGAAGAAGACAAUGAUCGUGGUUGUGAUUGGAAGCUUGACCUUGGUUGGUAUGAUGGGAGUUAUGUGUCUGAUGAGAAACUGA
Brassica oleracea var. oleracea is the source of this 819-nucleotide messenger RNA. RefSeq lists its product as uncharacterized. The transcript has 4 exons. NCBI's taxonomy places the organism in Eukaryota, Viridiplantae, Streptophyta, Magnoliopsida, Brassicales, Brassicaceae. Gene Ontology annotation, molecular function: zinc ion binding. The record is from RefSeq and is a predicted model, not a curated record. The coding region runs from base 1 to 819 and encodes 272 amino acids.